Bacidia gigantensis is the source of this 2352-nucleotide messenger RNA. RefSeq lists its product as uncharacterized. Bases 1 to 2352 code for a protein of 783 amino acids. Gene Ontology annotation, biological process: intracellular signal transduction; protein phosphorylation. The transcript has 2 exons. Lineage: Eukaryota; Fungi; Ascomycota; Lecanoromycetes; Lecanorales; Ramalinaceae. Gene Ontology annotation, molecular function: protein serine/threonine kinase activity; ATP binding. The record is from RefSeq and is a predicted model, not a curated record.
AUGGCACCCUCUGAAGGUGUUCCCUUACAAGGUGUACGGUUCGCUUCCAAGAAUGAAGAGAUAGAACCUUCACUUAGCCUCCCAUCCGCGUCACAAAUUCCGGACAAAGCAAGCUCUGAUCAGCAAAUUGAUCCGAAAACAGAAGAUGAAAUUCGCAAACUUGCGUCAGGCUUGCAUAGCUCACAUAUACAACAGAGAAGGAUGAGCAAUUUUCGUUUCGAACCUUGCUCUCUACCAGCAUCUCGUGUUCCAUCCAAUGAGUCUACACCCUACCAAACAUCAAGAGAGCCGACGACAUCCGGCGGCCCCUCACCGAAGACGACGCCUCCUGCCUCCGCAAUGACAACGCCUUUCCUCUCUCCACAAGAAACGCAUUCGGCCCACGACAAAGAAGCAUCCGAGAAAGCCGAGUCCACCAGAGAACACCCCGAAAUUCCGCCUCCUGGUCCCAAAACACAGAUCAGCAAAGGUCUACCACAAGCUACUGGAGAACCUCCAUCUUCGAGUGUAUCUGCUUCUCAGCCAUCUACAGGAGAUUACGACUCCACUAGACCCACAUCAUUGUCGCAAGAAUCCAACAGUAACGAUGUGCAUGCCAAAGAGGACGGACAAUUCUCCAGAGGCCCGAGUGGGAGUUCAUCAUCACAAUCUCGUUCAAGAGGAACAAGUCCAGCGGAGAGAGGUCGUGGAUCAGCUGCAUCGCAAGCAGGACUUCCUAGACCGUUGACUCCUAUGGGUGACAAAGAUGAUCCUUAUGCCAGAAAUAAGAGGCCCGCGCAAACCAAAAACUUGGAAACGAUUGACGCGAGAUUCAAAUUUGGGUCUAGCGAUUCUCGCCGAAGAUCGGGCAUAAACUUCAGCUCGGCCGAAGUUUCUUCAUCCCAGCCUUCCACGAGUGGUGGGAAAGACACGAAAAGUGAACAUCGAAAGUCGGCAUUCUCACUUCUAGGCGGAAAAGAUAAUCAUACAGGAGAAGACAAACAUGACAGGCAUGAGAAACAUCAUGGAUCGAUGUCAGAUCUCAAGCGGUUCUUCGGAAUUGGCUCGCAUCAUCACAAAACCAAGCGGAGUGCGUCGCCUGCAGCCUCCCUUCGAGGGUCUGUCGAUAAGAAGUCCGGGAUAAAAACACCUCCCCGCCAUGGAUCGUCCAUUGCUGUGCCGUUUGCGGACGACCAUGGCUUGGAAAAGAAAUAUGGCAAAUUUAACAAGAUACUGGGCUCGGGCGCUGGUGGGUCCGUCAAGCUUUUGAAGCGCUCUAGUGAUGGUAGAACUUUUGCAGUCAAACAAUUUCGAGAUCGGCACAAUUAUGAGUCGCAACGGGAUUACAAUAAGAAGGUCACAGCAGAAUUCUGCAUUGGCUCAACCCUCCACCACGGGAACAUAAUAGAAACGCUAGAUAUCAUACAAGAAGCAGGGCAUUGGUUUGAAGUGAUGGAAUACGCACCAUUUGAUUUAUUUGCUAUUGUCAUGACUGGUAAGAUGACUCGAGAAGAAGUCACUUGUUGCUUUCUCCAGAUUGUGAACGGAGUCGCUUUCUUGCAUGGCUCGGGACUUGCUCACCGAGAUCUCAAAUUGGACAACGUUGUGGUAAACGAGAAUGGUAUAAUGAAAAUAAUCGACUUCGGCAGCGCCAGUGUUUUCAAGUAUCCUUUUGAGACUGAUAUAAUUCUGGCUUCUGGCGUGGUAGGCUCAGACCCUUAUCUCGCGCCGGAGGUUUAUGAUGAACGUAAGUAUGACCCGCAACCAGCGGACGUCUGGUCGCUGGCGAUCAUUUUUGCAUGCAUGACUCUUCGGCGGUUUCCGUGGAAAGCACCCCGCCUUAGCGACAAUUCCUUCAAGAUGUUUGUAGCAGAGCCACACACAAACCCUGAGGACAUCCUCCAAAAGGAACUUGCAGGAAAAGAGAGAGCCAAAUCAACCGCGACCUCACCUCAAAUAGCUGCAGAGAGAAAGAGCAGCGCCGAGCAUGGCAGUGACCAAAGUCAUCAUCACCAUCAUCAUCACCACCAUCCUGAGAAGCGUGAAGAUGACAGUUCGGCCAAGGUUGGAGAUACAGCCCGAAAUAGUGUAGCAGCACCAGCCAACCGAGCCGACGGAUCAAAGGGAGAAGUAAUUAGGGGCCCUUGGAGGUUACUGCGCCUGUUACCAAGAGAAACCAGGUCCAUCAUGGGAGCAAUGCUGAAAACAGACCCAAAACAGCGCGCCACUCUUGAUGAGAUAAUGGCAGACCCGUGGAUAAGCAAUGCCGCAGUGUGCCAGCAACUUGAACACGGGGACGUACUCAGAGCUGGUACUCACCCUCAUGUUUUGGAACCGGGUUCAAGCACACCUGCGCCAAGUGCUAAGCAGUGA